This is a messenger RNA of Moneuplotes crassus, 985 nucleotides long. Lineage: Eukaryota; Ciliophora; Spirotrichea; Euplotida; Euplotidae. The record is from the annotation of a GenBank genome assembly.
UGAUAAGUAAAAUUCUCUUCCAAAAGCCUCUUGCAAACAAAGGUCUUCUCUCCAUUUAUGCUAAGAGACCAAUUAUCGGAUGGUUCAAGAAAAAGGAAACACUACCACAGAAAAAGCCUGGGAAAGAACUCUAGUUAAGGCUGAAGUUGUCAAAAAAAUAGUAUCUAAAAACAAAGCCCAAGAAGUCAUAAUGAAUGUUACUCUUAUCCCAGUUAAAGAUGAUAACAUUUUUGGAGAGAUUUCAUUCCAAAUUUCAGUUAAGGAAAGAGAGAAGAAUAUGCAUGAGUUUUGCACCCUGACCUUCUUGCACUUGACAAUGUCACUCUCCAGAAGUUUAAUCCCAAAGAACUUAAGAGAGGGCUUGACGAAGGAGAAAGACCUUUCCCAGUGACUCCUAGAAUAGCUGCUUAUGAAAUCAAGGAACCAAUCGUUGGAGCCAAACAAUAUAGGUGGUGUUCCUGUGGAAUGAACAGAAGCCAGCCAUUGUGUGAUGGAAGCCAUAGAGGAACCAAAUUCAAACCUCUCAAAUUUAGAAUUGAACAACAAGUUGAUACUAUCCAUCUGUGUGGAUGAAAAUUAUCUACUACUGCUCCAUUCUGUGAUGCUACCACUUGCCAGAAGAUCAACUCUAAUUCUCUAUCACUUGAAGACGUAACCCCCGAGAUCCAAGAGCAGACUGAAUCCAAGGAGGAUAAGUGACAGACUCAGGAGAAACCCUAUUUGUUAAUAGACACCAGAGCUGUCAACGUUUGUAUAUCAUCUCUGCUUACAUAAAAAUGAUGCCUCUAUAAUUCCUGUAAAAAUCAGAAAAGCUUGGUCUCGAGGGAGGAACUUCUAUUUACAUUCAGGACCAAAAUCUUGGCUUACCAAAAGAAACAUAAGUGAAAAUUAUUGUGACCAAGUUUAAGGACACUUUGGGGAGCUGCAAAUCAGUAGAGUUUGUGACGAGUUCGAUACCGGCCCAAUUGUCAUUUUUACGACAAAU